Molecule: messenger RNA, 963 nt
Organism: Musa acuminata AAA Group (dessert banana)
Lineage: Eukaryota; Viridiplantae; Streptophyta; Magnoliopsida; Zingiberales; Musaceae
Exons: 3
Coding region: 57-599 (180 amino acids)
Source: RefSeq, a predicted model, not a curated record
UGUGCUAGCCUUCCCGGGAAACGGGAUCCCUUGCUUUCCUUCUGACACCGCUCGACAUGUCUUCCUCCUCCCUUCUUCUGUUACUCUUCUUCUUCUUCCUUCACCUCCCUCUCCUCUUCCUGCCCACCCUCGCCGCUGGCCACGUUGAGUCGCCGGCCUCGCCGUCGAACGGCACCACCGUUUAUGACCUGCUUCCGGAGUAUGGCCUGCCGCCCGGCGUUCUUCCGGACACCGUCAAGUCCUUCUCGCUCGCCAGCAACGGCUGGUUCGUCGUGGAGCUCUACGGCCCCUGCUACGUCGACUUCGAGUACCUGGUCUACUACGCCCCCCGCGUGUCCGGCGUCAUCAAGUACGGCGGCAUCGCGAGUCUCGAGGGCGUCCAGGUCCGCCGCUUCAUGGUCUGGUUCGACGUCGGCGGCAUCAUGGUCGACGUCCCCUCCUCUGAGUUCAUCUACUUCCAGGUCGGAUGGAUCACCCGCAAGCUCGGCAUCGAGCAGUUCCAGACCGUGCACUCCUGCAGGGGCAGUCUCUCGCUGCUCGGCCGCGCCAAGGAGGUCGCCCGUUCCAUGCUCGAGAGCAUUUUUGCACCUCAACUGUGACGAAUUAAUGUGAGAAGACAAAACCAGCUGGCUAAUGCAUGGAAAUUCUAAAGUUGUGCACGUCCAAGAACCCAUGUGAGAUAUAAGCAUGUUGGCCGUGGAAUAGACACCAAAUAUUAGCCGAUAGCACAACCUCUCGAGCAUCCCGCAAUGCUUCUCAUAAGAUAUUGCUGCUGAGCUAAAGAGUGUUGCCUUGUCGUAUCUCCUGUUCGAUUAGCCAAACCAACUUUCUCAAUAGUAACUAUGUUACCGUAUGGUUCAUCACUGUAUAUUUGCAUCAGAUUUCUGUUGUUGUUCCCUCGUUGAUAAUGGUGAGGUGUAGCAUCUUUUCAUGUGUAAUAAUCAGUAAAAUAUUGUUAUUUUC